UUAAUAUUAACUCCUACUGCUGGGCCUAGAAGCUAUCUUCUUAAAGUAAACUUAUGAAAAUUUACAGUUUUUCUCAAAACAGUAAUUCAUGUGAAACAGUUCUUAAAGCUCUGAUUUCCCUGAAGAUUAGGCUGUGACAAUGAAAGUAUGCCACAAUAAGUGGGACAAACUGGGAGAAAAUUCCUUAUAAAGAUUUUGCUCAUUUAUUACCUUAAGCUAGUACCUAGCCUUUGGAUUCUGAUAAUUUCUGGGAGUAAUUUCAUCUUGAAAUAAAAACUUAAGAAUCUGAUCACUCAAGACUUGAGUCUUAAGGAAGAUAUCUGUGAUGGGACUCUAGGAAGAGUCUGACACAGUUAUGAGUUUAGGCUUUACUGGAUAUCAUCUUAAUUUCACCUCAUUAAUUUAAUAACUGAUAUUUUGGAAAUUUUAUCAAAAUUUAGCAAUGGCUAAUCAUUUACUUUAUUUUCGAGAUGAAAUACGACUUAAAUUCUUGCCAGCUUCAGGAAGAAUUCGAAUGCACUGAUUUCUAAAAUAGCUAAUCAAUACACAUUAGUUAGUUGAAGCAAUCAAAGAUUGUUUCUUCGUUUUAAUUGCGCCAUGAUGGCUUCAUAAGUUAACAUGGGGUUUGAAGAAUUUUCUGAAGAAGAACUUCAUAAAGCUCCGGUUACCAAAAGCAUGCUUGUUGUUAUAAAAAUACCAAUAGCUCUUUAGACGCUUCCUUAGAUUCUUAUAACUUCGGAGCAUCUAUUCCUUCCCAUGCUAGGCUAAUGUUUAGUCAUGCCUGUUAGUAUAUAAUUUUUAUGCCUAAAAACAAAAAUUCCCUAAUGAGAAGACCUCUCGAUGAUCAGUUAACCUUUGUAGACUGACACCUAAGUUUGCUUUAGAAACUAUUAGUCAUGAAAUAAGUAAGUAGAGCUGGGUUGAUAAGACCUUCACCCACUGUGCUAUAUUCUUGAAUUAUAAAUUGAUCUCUGCCAGAUAUCCCUCUUUAGAGUGAAUCUGAGGAUACAGACUCAGGAGAGCCAAUGAAAUGGUCAAUCUUCCUGAGACUGUAAGUGUCUCUUAGGGUAGGUAUUUUAUUAAGUAAACAUCCUUCGCUGCUCUCGCUGUCUGGCUCUCUUCAGUAGAUCGAGGUUUUGAGGCCUCCUUCCAGCUCAAAUUUAGUAUCAGUAUUGAGAACAACAGUCUUGACAUAUCCAUUCUGCAAGGAGGUCUUAAUCAUCUUUCUUUUAUUUUGCUUUGUGCCUUUUGGCUGAUAAGGAGCUUUCUGUUUAAUAAGAAAUCGUUUGAUGCUAA
Molecule: messenger RNA, 1296 nt
Organism: Moneuplotes crassus
Lineage: Eukaryota; Ciliophora; Spirotrichea; Euplotida; Euplotidae
Source: the annotation of a GenBank genome assembly